CGGUUCCGGACCGGAGGGAUUCGAGCUGGCGGCGCGCGCGCACAUGAAGGACCCCGCGCACCGCACCAAGGUGGUGCUCCGCCGGCUGCCGCCAGCGAUUUCGCAGCAGGCCGUCGUGGACCAGGUCGACGCGCGCUUCGCCGGGCGCUACGAUUGGGCUUGCUUCCGCGCCGGGAAUGCCAGCCAAAAGAAUCAUCGAUAUUCUCGUCUCUACCUCAACUUCAAGAGCCCAGAAGAUGUUGUUGAGUUUGCUGAGUUCUUCAACAAUCAUGUAUUUGUGAAUGAAAAGGGUGCUCAAUUUAAAGCUCUUGUGGAAUAUGCACCAUCACAACAGGUUCCGAAGUCAAAUAUCAAGAAGGAUGCUCGUCAGGGAACUAUAACAAAAGAUCCAGAAUACUUGGAGUUUCUUGAGCUUAUAUCAAAGCCUACUGAACAUUUGCCAAGUGCUGAAAUUCAGCUUGAAAGGAAAGAAGCUGAAAGAGCAGCUGCUGGAAAGGAGCCACCAGUUGUGACACCUCUCAUGGUUUAUGUUCGUCAGCAAAGGGCAGCUAAGAGUAUGGCUCAGAGGUCUGUAAGCAGUAGACUAAGCAGAAAAGUUUCGGGUGUGGUAACUAGCAGUUCUAGUCCUUCUAAAAGGGCCUCUGAAAGGCGCAGGGCAUCCACUUCAUCGUAUGUUGUGCGAGAAAAUGCUAAGGAGAAGCCAACUUACAUCUUAGCGCCGAAGAGAGAUGAUCAUACAAGAGAGAAAAUUAUUGCUGGAACUUCAGAAGGUGCAAGUGGAGGGCCAUCUUGGUCUCCUCAGGUUAUUGAUGGUAAAAAAGACAAAAUUGUACUUUUGAAAGGGCGAGCAAGGGUUGAUUCCAAUAUAUCUGAUAGCUCAACUCCGCAGCAGUCUCUGCCUCCUUCAAGAAAUACGCCCCCAUCAAGUUCUAGACAAGACCAGCGCCAUGAGGCCAGUGGCAGAAUUAUUAAGACUAUACUUUCAAACAAGGAAGGACGCCAUGGAAUAGCAUCUCAACAUGAGCAAGAAGGUCACAUGGUUAAUGCUGACAAGGAUAAGCGCCCACCACGGGUUCCGAAUUCGCGUUCCAUUGUGAAAGAUCAGAUUAUUGAAAAUGCUGAGAAAAGCCACUAUGAUGACAAGCAUAAUCAUGUGCAUGGUUCUGGACCUAUUGGUGAGAAGAUUGAAAGGCAGGCCAGAAAUAGAGAUAGGCCUGACCGUGGUGUAUGGGCCCCUCGUCGCUAUGAUAAGUCUGCAACAGGAGGUAGUACACAAGCCUCAUCGUCUGAGUUCCAGCUAAUGCAGUCACAUUCUGAGGACAAUUUCGCUCAGCAAGCAGAUGGCCCUGGAGAGAGAAAAAUAGACACAAGGAGUCCUGGUGGCCGUGGAGGCCUUGUGGAGAAUGGAAACAGGCAUGGCAACCGCCGUGGUCCGCCACGUGGGCUGAAGGAGAUGGAGAUCUCUCCUAUUACAUCUGAUGGAAAACCUCCGAAGAGGGGCCCUGCUAGCUAUGGGGCUCAUGAGAGACAAGUAUGGGUUCAAAAGUCAAGUUCAGGAUCGUGACUUUGACCACUGAUGAUACAUUCAUCAAAACAGGUGUUGCAAGUUGUGCAAAAGUUUCUGCAUUUUGCAGCUCAUUCUGAAGUCCGUGAAUGAAAUUGAUGAGAUGGUUCUAUGAAGUGCAAUCCCAGAUUUGUCAAUGGAAGUCUGAGCUAUAGCUGAAAAGGAAGCUCUUUGAUUCGAUUCACAGAAUCACAGCAAUAGUGAAGUAACAUAACCCCCCACCAGUAGGUAGCUCUCCACUUUGGGUGAGGUUUGAUUUUGGACCCAAAGUUGAUAGUUCUGGAGCGAUGGAUGGAAAUUAGGCUGGCAUCAGUACCUCGAGACAGUGGUCACAUAUUUCCAAGACCCCUGGAGGCUAUACACAAACCCGGUGAUUCAUCAGUGAUGAUGGAUGUACAUAUCUCUAGAAAAAGAAGAGGUCUGGUUCUGAUUGCUGUUUACAGGUUAGAGGUGCCAUGUAUCUACAAAGAGAUAAGACUACCCAGUUUGCUAAAUAAAGGCAAAUUCUUAGUUAGUUGAUUAUGAGAACCCCUGUACCAGGGCGACUGCAGUUGUGGUCGGGUACAACAGAAGUUACCGUGGAGUGCAAAGUGGAAUCACACGUUCUUGUUUUAUGUGCCCGGUUAAAUGGAAUGUGAGGUUAUUUUGGCAUGUUGAAGUUUCUGGUGUGUGUUUUGCUGUUAUGUCUCACCAGAUAACUUUUGUGGGGUUAUGUUAAGAAUGAUAUGAUGGUGUGCAGCGUCAAAGGUUGCUAUUUUUAAUGUCACGAGUUAUGUUAACUUGCA
Lolium rigidum is the source of this 2349-nucleotide messenger RNA. Its product is annotated as regulator of nonsense transcripts UPF3-like. NCBI's taxonomy places the organism in Eukaryota, Viridiplantae, Streptophyta, Magnoliopsida, Poales, Poaceae. Gene Ontology annotation, molecular function: mRNA binding. Gene Ontology annotation, cellular component: cytoplasm; nucleolus. Gene Ontology annotation, biological process: positive regulation of translation; nuclear-transcribed mRNA catabolic process, nonsense-mediated decay. The record is from RefSeq and is a predicted model, not a curated record.